AAAGACUAUCUUGUAGUUACAUGCUCCUUGACAUAACCUUCCUUUACCGGCACAUAAUUUUCGAAAAAUGUAUUAUGAAAGAAUAUUUAGAUACUGUAACUUUUAAUUCAUUUAUUUGAUCCUUUCUAAGGCAAAAAUUAUUCUCUUAUGACGUGAAUUGUAUUCGUGAUGAUAUAGUGUUUGUAGGUUUAGCGAAAUAGUGUCAUGUGAAAACUACCGAUCGUUUUAAAUAAAUAAAGUUAAUUUCAACAGUGAUAUCAAAAUCAUUGAGAAGACAAAGCGUAGUUGACAUCUACAUUUGUCAAACAGAAUAUUAUAAACAUCCCCAAAAUGUCAGAAUUUCGAAAUUUAGCAAAUGCCAUCAAACGAUUGAAAAAAAGUGUUUCGGAUUUUCCUAUCGGAGCUGUCUCCUUAGAUGAUUACACACCCGUAGAGGAGAGAAUCAGAAAUAUGCGAGAAUUGCUCAAAUUCUUAAAUGCCAGAUUAAUUACACUCAAAGCUCAUUAUGAAUUACAAACAAGGGAUGAACCAGAAGAAGGUACAGAAAGUAUAAUAACAUGUUUACAUGAAGAAACAGCAAAUACACUAAUAACCGCUAAAGUGAUUAAAUUUAUACUUCACACGGAAGCUAUUCAAGCCAUUCUAACAGGCAAGGAAGGUGAUAGUGAUAUGCAAAAUAAAAUUUAUGACUUCCUGUGUCAACUAUUUAGUCUUAAUGACAAAAUUAUGUUUUCACAAACAACCAUGCAAGAUGCAUUACAAAAGCAAUUGAACUUGAAAAUUGAAUGUCAGAAUACGAUACUUGAAUACAAGAAGUUCUUAAAGACCCAAGAGGAAAUGCUCAGCAAACAAUUACAAGAGACAAAUCCUGAAAUAGCUCGGCAAAAGGAAAAGACAAAGAUACUAUUGCAAAAAAUUAACUUAAUGAAAAAACUUAUAGUAAAUUUAAUUGCUGUUUCCAAUGACAAACUAAGAAAUCCGUUUUUGUUUAAAAAAUUACAAGAACAUAGGGAAUUAAUUAGCAUUGAUACAGUUUUAAAAAUGUCCCAUGAUAUAACAGAAGAUAUAAAUGCAAACACAAGUAGAGAUGAAAACAUAACAAAUGAAAUUUAGCUACUAUAAUUUUUUAUUAACUGAUUACUUUUGUACUUUUAUAUUUAUUAUUUAAAUGCAAUAGUUUCUAGAAAGAAUUCAAAUAAUAUAUAGUAUUAAACUGUUAAUUUCAAUUCAAUUGGUAUUUUUAUACAAUUUUAUAUUAAAUGAAUUUUCUGCAACAAAGGUCUGCAUAGAUCUGGCAAAUAAAAGGAGAAAUCUUGUAUAAGAACUAUAUAGUGAAAAUCUGUAACUUUCUUCUCUGUAUUUGUUUCUUUCUUUUUUUUUCAAAUAUUGUGUUUCUACAAAAAAUUUUCAUUUUACUUGUGUAUUUGCAAAGACUGAGAUAAUUGUAAAAUAUAUUUAAAAAGCAGUUUUAGAACAAAUGAUAUAGUACUUUUUUUUAUGGAUAUUGUGCAGCGAAUAAUAUAUCGGACAACAAAAUAAAAGACUUGAAAAUCAAAGUUUUUUUGUAUUUCUUCUAUUUACUGCAUGUUAAUAUAACCUGAAAUUUUGGGAACAAUUUGUCUGAAACAUACGUAGAAAAAGAAGACAAAACAAGCUUGAAAGGUAAAGGUUAUAACCAAAAUUGCAUAAAUCAAAAUGAAAACAUACAAGACAUUCAAGUAUUACUCUUCUCUUGUUUUUCUAAGUGCACAGGCACAACACAUAUUUACAGAAACAGAUUUCCCCGCACUUUCAAUGUCUUUUUCAGUUCUAUUUAAAGCAGUUUUAUGAGACGGUUUUCUUUUUAUGUACAUGUAUCUAUAGAAACGUCAUACUUACGACGAUUUUAUAUAUACGUAUACAUAAAAUCGUUAAAUAACAGUUUGUAAGCCAGUGAUUACAAGUUAAAAGAUAGGAUUUCAAUCACAGCUUACAAGUACGAUAGAAAUGUAGUAUAUGCAGGGGAGAGAGGUGUACAUUUGUUGACAAAACUAAUGAAAACCUUUGUUUCGUUUCAUAAGUCGUAUUACGUUGUUUACAUUACGCGGAUUCAACGCAUUUUAAUUUGUUUAUGGUCCGGUGUGAUUUUUCAGUCUCGUGUUUUUUCAUCGUCAGCAUUGCAAACCGCUCUCCGCCUUUCGUAGUCCUUACGCUCAUUUAUUUUUCUUUAAACACAGAAUCGAUCAUCGGAAUAGUACUCAAACAAAUUUUAAUUUCUAUUUACAUUAAUUUCUUCGUCUUUAAUUGUUCAUUAGAUUAUGGGUUUCACAAGUGGAAAGAAAACGACGAGUCCACUAAUUAUAACAAAAAAGCACGUUAAAAGUGAACAAUUUCGUUCUCGUUAAUAAUAGCAUAUCCUCGCAAAAACUUCGGACAUCUGUCUGUUUUGUGUUUGUAGACAUGUACGAAAUGGACA
Hylaeus anthracinus is the source of this 2455-nucleotide messenger RNA. RefSeq lists its product as uncharacterized. The record is from RefSeq and is a predicted model, not a curated record. The transcript is spliced from 4 exons. Lineage: Eukaryota; Metazoa; Arthropoda; Insecta; Hymenoptera; Colletidae. Bases 331 to 1113 code for a protein of 260 amino acids.